GUUUUUAGACGAAUAAGCUUUUCUCUUCUGCAAACUUCACUUCUGACGGUGAAUCCGACGGCGGAGAAGCAAUCAGAACGGUUAAUGUGGACGUGCGAGGAUGAACACGGCUCAGAUUAGCGCGUGCCAGCCACGGACGGCCAUUUGCGGCAGAAAUGCAUUUGGAUUUCAGCUGCGGAAGUUAAAGCCUUCGAAUUUAGGUUUCUAUGGCCGGCAAGUGCCAAAGACUUGCUUGAAGCUAAGCUCGCAUGGCCAUGGCCGUCUUUUUUGCGCGCCCGUCUUGAAAUCCCGUCGCUCUUCGCUUGUCUGCUUGUCUAAGACGGGAGGUGAUAACGAGGAGGGUUCUCCAUGGAAAGCUUUUGAGAAAGCAAUGGGAAAUUUGAAGGGACAGUCAAUAGAGGAUGUAUUACGGCAGCAGAUUGAAAAGGGUGAGUUCGCUACAGAUAGAGAUGGCGGUGGUGGGCCUCCAAGUGGAGGCAGUGGGGGCGGUGGCGGCGGUGCAGAUGGCUCUGGUGGAUCAGAGGACGAAGGCCUUUCAGGAGUCUUGGAUGAAACUCUCCAAGUGGUUUUAGCAACUGUUGGCUUUAUUCUUCUGUAUAUUUACAUCAUCAGCGGGGAGGAGCUGAUCAAGCUAGCAAAGGACUACCUCAAGUACUUCUUCAAAGGAACAGAGAGUGUUCGUUUGAAGCGAGCCAUGUACCAGUGGAGAAGGUUCUUCCAGAAGCUCACAGAGAAAAAGGAGUAUGAUCCGUAUUGGUUGGAGAAGGAAAUCAUCAAUACUCCAACCUGGUGGGACAGCCCUGAAAAGUACCGCCACAUCCUUCGUCCUUCCACGCCAUCAACAUCAAAAUCCCCACCAGAUUCUUAUGAAGAAUCAAAUUCGUUUGACUCUUACGAGGAGUCAUAUCGGGAAGAUGAUUUUUAAGUUGUGUCGGUUGAUUUUCGAAGAUAAGAAAUCUAGUAUCAUAGAUUUGCCAUUGCUAGCGGUUGAGAAUAUCAAAGAGUAAAUUUGUAGUGUUGUGAAACCUGAUGAAACAAACCAGUAGCAGUUACAGCAUGAUGUUCAAUAUCAUAUCGCCUUCUAGUAUA
Morus notabilis is the source of this 1089-nucleotide messenger RNA. RefSeq lists its product as uncharacterized. Bases 101 to 925 code for a protein of 274 amino acids. Gene Ontology annotation, cellular component: chloroplast. NCBI's taxonomy places the organism in Eukaryota, Viridiplantae, Streptophyta, Magnoliopsida, Rosales, Moraceae. The record is from RefSeq and is a predicted model, not a curated record. The transcript has 4 exons.